Molecule: messenger RNA, 1578 nt
Organism: Microplitis mediator
Lineage: Eukaryota; Metazoa; Arthropoda; Insecta; Hymenoptera; Braconidae
Product: speckle-type POZ protein B-like
Exons: 2
Coding region: 231-1337 (368 amino acids)
Biological process (GO): proteasome-mediated ubiquitin-dependent protein catabolic process; regulation of proteolysis
Cellular component (GO): cytoplasm
Molecular function (GO): ubiquitin protein ligase binding
Source: RefSeq, a predicted model, not a curated record
GUUUUUUUUUCUUUGCACAUAUUUACAAGAGGCUGAUUUCACGGUUCAUUUGUUAAUUUUACGCGGGAUCUCUCAUAAGAAAGCCGGCGUCUCCUCUAGUUUAUUAUCGAAAACAUUUUAAGCUAAUAGAGUGUGGAAUAGUUUUGAUUGAUAUCUAUUUAAAUAUAAAAAUAAAAUAAUUAAGAAUUUUAAAAUUAUUAAUUGUGUUAAAAGUGCAAUAAAUAUUUAAUAUGGAAAGAGUUUAUACGACGUCUGAUGAACAUAAUAUUGUUUUCGAAUGGAAGAUUGAUAAAAUAGAUCAUUAUUUCGAUGAAUUCCAGCGAGAUACUCAGUUUAGUCUUACUUCUCCGAUAUUCUCAACAGGAGCCACAAUUAAUGAUGAAUGGCACGUUCGUUUGAAAAUAAUUAAUUCUUCGGCAACGCUGCGUACUGCCUACCAGUCGUCAAUGGUCUUCAUUUUGUGUUCUUUGAAUAAUACUAAUAAUAUGAACAUAAAAUGUUCAAGUUGCAUUUUAGAUAACGAAAAAAAUGAAUUAUUUAAAAAAUCGAAAGUUCAUUAUCUACUGACCAAAGACGAAACGGUAACUUGGCAAAUAUGGCCAAAAGCAACAAUAGCAGAUAAAAAUGUAUACUUACCCAAUAAUACUUUGACGUUUCGCCUUGAUCUUACUGUCUAUGAUUCGCCCAACACAAAAUUUGAAAAACUUGAAUUAAAUAUUCCAAAAUGUCAAAUGUCUCACGAUUUCACAGAACUUUACAACACUAAGAUGGGUAGUGAUGUCAUCAUAAAUGUGCGUAACACAGAAUUCCGAGCUCACAAAAUUAUCCUGAUGGCACGAAGUCCUGUUCUGGCUGCAAUGUUUUCUCAUGACAUGAUUGAGAAAAAAGAAAAUAAAAUAUCUAUACCAGACAUUACUCCAGAGAUCUUCGAAAGGGUCUUAAAGUAUAUCUACACUGAUGAAGUAACUGAUGUUGGUGCGUAUGCUGAAAGUUUAUUAGAGUCCGCAGACAAAUAUCAGAUACAAUCACUUAAAGAUAGUUGCCAAGAAUCACUCUGUAAAAAUCUAACUGUUGAAAAUGCUUUGACAAUAAUGACUUUAGCUGAUCGUCACAGCGCGAAAUAUCUAUUGGAAUUCACAAAUAAGUUUAUAGCAUCAAACAUCGAACAGAUUAUCAAGACUCAAAACUACAAAGAAUUACAAAUAUCAAAUCCUUUAUUAGCAUUAUCAUUAUCGAUAGAAAAUUUGAAUUUUCAACUUAAGAAAUUAAAUGAUACACUUACCCAUGGAUCAUUCAGCAACUUGAUCAACAAAAUAAAUCGAAACACAGUACAAUAACUUAGUGCUCAACAAUAUUUUAUAAUUUAAAUUCUAUAUAAUCAUUAUUCAAUCACUUUAAACAUAAUCAUUUAUUAUUACAAGUCUUAUAUAUUUUCUGUUCUCAAAUGUCAGUUUAACUUAAAAACUAAUAAUUACUCAGUUAUCAUUUUAAUUUUUACUUAUUAUUUUUAUCAAAAAUUUUUGUAUUUUUCUAUCUAAAAAUAUUGAUGUAAUCCCCUAAAAUAUAAUAAAGUUUUUC